UCCAAAGAUGGGCCAUGCUAACCCUAAAAUGUCUAGGUGAGGCAAAAUGGACCAAGCCCACAAUCUUCGCUUCUGGUUUGUGUUGUGUUUGCAUUUGUGAGACACAAACAUCAUCGUCUCCGCCGUAGGCGCUAGCUAGGGCUGCUCCAAUGGAGGAUACCCAAGAAAUUAAGGAGCAGGCUCAUGAAGAAGUGAUUUCAGACAAAACAUCUGAGACGAAGCCGGAGACUCGUGAUGAAAUUCUCUCCCGUCAUAGGAAAGAGAUAUCACAGCUGCAGAAAAAGGAAGUUGAGAUGAAAAAGGCUGCAGCUAGAGGUAGCAAGGCUGAGCAGAAAGCUAAGAAGAAGCAAGUGGAGGAAGAGGUUUCUCAACUUUCUACUAAGCUGAAGGAGAAUCAUGCCAUGGAAUUGGCUGCAUUAGGCUAUAGCAGCGGUAAUGGGAAUGAAAACAGCAAUUUGGACACUUUGGUUAAGGCCAUUGCUGGAGUAUCUGUUGCUAGUCAACCUGAACAUACAAAAGUCAGCAAGGCCAAACAGAGGCGAGACAAAAGAGCUCAACAAGAAGCAGAAAGGGAACAGAGAAUCCAAGCAGAGCAGACUGACAUUGUAAGCGAUCGAAUGAUUGAAAACGAGAAGUUGGAAAGGAAGUUGAAGCCUCUAGGUUUGACUGUUUGUGAAAUAAAGCCUGAUGGGCACUGCCUCUAUAGAGCUGUUGAAGAUCAGCUGGCUGUCCUCUCUGGUGGUACAUCACUUUAUACAUACCAAGAACUUCGGGAAAUGGUGGCUGCUUACAUGAGAAAGCAUACAUCUGAUUUCCUUCCAUUUUUCCUGUCAGAGAAUUUAAUUGAGGAUGAUUCUAAUGAAUCACUUGCUGAGAAGUUUGAAAAUUACUGUAAAGAAGUGGAGUCCACAGCUAUAUGGGGAGGGCAACUAGAGCUUGGUGCCUUGACUCACUGCUUGAAGAAGCAUAUUAUGAUAUUUUCAGGAUCCUUCCCCGAUGUGGAGAUGGGCAAAGAGUAUAAAUCUGAUGGUGGCACUGGCUUGUCUAAUUCGAGUAUCAUGCUUUCUUAUCAUAAGCAUGCUUUUGGGCUAGGAGAGCAUUAUAAUUCUGUGGUCCCAACAUGAUCAAAUGGGGCAUAUAAUAUAAUCAUACGGAUGCUUGUUUAUCAUGUUGCCUUGUAUCAUUUUUCUUUACAGUCAGGCAUUUGGCUUUAGGUCUCUUGAAACCCUAGUUGUGAUUUUGAAAUGGCUAUAACUGUACAUUUCACAACUGUAAUUCAUAUUUUCUGGACGAUUAUUUAUGUUGAUGAUCAUGUAAAUGAUCUGCGGCAUCU
Molecule: messenger RNA, 1333 nt
Organism: Vigna angularis (adzuki bean)
Lineage: Eukaryota; Viridiplantae; Streptophyta; Magnoliopsida; Fabales; Fabaceae
Product: OVARIAN TUMOR DOMAIN-containing deubiquitinating enzyme 5
Exons: 3
Coding region: 150-1124 (324 amino acids)
Biological process (GO): protein deubiquitination
Molecular function (GO): cysteine-type deubiquitinase activity
Source: RefSeq, a predicted model, not a curated record